Protomyces lactucae-debilis is the source of this 600-nucleotide messenger RNA. RefSeq names its product S-adenosyl-L-methionine-dependent methyltransferase. The record is from RefSeq and is a predicted model, not a curated record. The transcript has a single exon. The annotation marks the transcript as partial. Lineage: Eukaryota; Fungi; Ascomycota; Taphrinomycetes; Taphrinales; Protomycetaceae.
GUAUACGACGAUAUUGCUGCAACGUACGAUGCCGAGAUUGGGUUCGAUGAAACUUUGAUGGGACUCAAUUGGCUGCGUUGGUUCUUGCUGAGACAAGCUCAGGGAGAUGUAUUAGAGGCCUCAUGUGGGACAGGUCGCAAUACAGCUUACUACAAGCCUGCUCAACUACACUCCAUCACGUUUGUGGACCAAUCGCCACAAAUGAUGGAGCUGUGCGAAGCUAAAUGGCGAAAGUGUGCUUCUGCCCGUGCAAAGGUGCCAGCAACCUUCAAAGCGCAGCAGAUGGAAGGCUUGAGUUCGAAUAGAGAGCAGUAUGAUACGAUUGUGCAGACCUUUGGACUCUGCAGCGUUGCCGACCCAUCAGGAUACCUCUCGCACCUUGCAUCCUUCUUGCGACCAACAGGAACAAUCAUGCUGCUUGAACAUGGCCGAUCCAAGUAUGCCUUUAUCAAUCGCAUCCUGGACAGAAGUGUUGACCAACACGCUCAAAAGUGGGGCUGCUAUUACAACAGAGAUAUUGAUCAAAUCAUCAACAAUUGUCCUGAGCUCGUGGUGGUCAAGCAACGGCGCUUUCAUUUCGGUACAACAUAUAUGACUCAG